GCCGGCUCAAAUUUUUUGAAACUGUGCCAUUUAGACGCGAGGAUCCUGUCCUGGAUCCCUCUAUGGUCCGAUGGGGAAUUGCCAAUGCUUCGAAGGCUUUGGAUUGGCUAGCAAGAAGGAUAGUUUCAAAGUCUGCAUUUGCGGUGGUGCCACGAGCAUAGGUCAACAACUGGCACUUCUGAUGGCAACAAAUACGUUUGUCAAGGAGCUCUCGGUCUAUGACUUGGAGGGCAGCAUGGUCCCUGCAGAAGGGGUGGCCGCUGAUUUGUCUCAUCUAGAGUUUCCAUGCAGAGUCAAAGCCUACUCUUUACCCGCGCAGGCAAGGCCGGUGAAAGACUUACCAGCUGCCUGCUUGGAGGGCUGCUCUCUCGUGCUCGUCACAGCAGGAGUCCCGCGGAAGCCUGGACAGAGUCGAAAGGACCUGCUUCAGGUGAACGCCGGGAUUGCGAAGUUGGUUGUUGAAGCUUGUGCCAAGAGAUGCCCGGAGGCCAUCAUUGGGCUCAUCGUGAACCCUGUAAAUAGCGUGGUGCCUGCAAUGGCAAGGCUCUACGAGAAGAAAGGUUUGGAUCCGAGAAGGAUUGUCGGCGUCACAACGCUCGAUGUGGUGCGCGCGAAUAAGUUCGUGUAUGAGGCCACUGGAGCUCCAGUGGAUUCCAUCAACGUGCCUGUGAUUGGCGGACAUGCUGGCAAGUCAGUCUUGCCACUUUUCUCGCAGGAGAAGGCCUGUGCCGAGCUUUCUUUGGAGCACCGCCAGUUCUUGGAUCAGAGGGUCCAGGAUGCAGGUGCAGAGAUUGUCAAGGCAAAAUGUGGCAAGGGCAGCGCUACUUUGUCUCUAGGCUAUGCUGGCUACUUGCUUGGUAGUGCUGUGCUAAAUGGUCUAGCUGGAAAUCGCACAACGGAGUGUGCCUACGUAAAGUCCAAUGUCACAGAGCUGCCAUUCUUCGCAUCGCCGGUAACAUUUGGACCUCGAGGUGUUGACCGAGUUCAUCAACUCCCUCGUCUGGACACCUACGAGACCGAGCGAUUGAAGGAGGCCAAACAAAUUCUUCAAGCAGAAAUCACGAUGGGCCUUGAAUAUGCAGAAACCACUGAUUUGGUGAUCUGAGCUGCCACUGUCUUCCGCCUCGCCGAAAACGGUGACUGCGUAAUAGUGCGUAGUGGGAUCGUGAAGGGCCUUGUUUAUCUUGUUUCAUCUGCUGUGCACUGAGAACCUCGGACUUGCAACGGUGGUACCGGCUUCAUGAGCCAUGCGGCCCAUCAUAUGGC
Cladocopium goreaui is the source of this 1266-nucleotide messenger RNA. The record is from the annotation of a GenBank genome assembly. Lineage: Eukaryota; Dinophyceae; Suessiales; Symbiodiniaceae.